This is a messenger RNA of Cricetulus griseus (Chinese hamster), 852 nucleotides long. The record is from RefSeq and is a predicted model, not a curated record. NCBI's taxonomy places the organism in Eukaryota, Metazoa, Chordata, Mammalia, Rodentia, Cricetidae.
AUGCCCUCUGUGCUUCUGUGCAAUGGGUGCACUCCCUGGCAGGGGCUUCUGCUCACAGCCUCUCUUGUAACAUUCUGGCACUACCCCACCACAGCUGAACAUGUCACUAUUGAAUCUGUCCCACCCCAUGUGGUCGAAGGAGAAAAUGUCCUUCUUCUCGUCCAGAAUCUGCCAGAGAAUCUUGCAACCUUGGUCUGGUCCAAAGGGGUAAAAAUAUCAAACAAUGUAAUUGGAUUAUAUGACCUGAACAAAGAUGUAAGUGCUCCAGGGCCUCUACACAGUGGUAGAGAGACAGUGUACAGUAACGGGUCUCUGCUGCUCAGAAAUGUCACAUGGAAGGACACAGCACUGUAUACCCUAAAAUGCUUAAAUAGACAUGGAGAUACUGCAUCAACAACCACGAUUUACCUUGAAGUGCACAGUAAGUAUACCCAUUGUGGGUGCCCUUGCUCCUCUGCCCAGCCCACUAUUGAAUUAGUUCCACCCAGCAUUGUAGAAGGAGAAAGCGUUCUUCUAGUGGCUCACAAUCUCCCGGAGAAUCUUCGAUCCUUUUUCUGGUACAAAGGUGGGAUUGUGUUCAAGAACUUUGAGAUUGCUCAGCACAUAAUAGCCACCCAUUCAACUUUGUUGGGCCCUGUACACAAUGGCAGAGAGAGAGUGUACAGCAACGGAUCCCUGCUGCUCCAGAAUGUCACCUGGAAUGACAUUGGAUUCUACACCCUACGAACUCUGAGUAGAAACAUGAAAUCUGAAUUAGUACGAGUGCAACUCCAGUUGGACACUGAGAGUGAACAACAGUUCCUGGAUGUCCAUAUUUCACAGCAUGUGAAACCAACUAGUGCACCUUUCUGA